UUUAAUUUCGGUGGCGGGCUGCUCGGACUGCCAUUUGAGACAAAAGCGAACUGAAGAAGUGGAGAAAGAAGGAAAACUGAAAAGGAAGAUAAUCGAUAAAAAGAAGCCUCCAUCCUAGUUCACAUGGCAGUGCCGGGAGAUGUCUAAUGGCCUUCAGGUAAGGGCUGUCUAUGUGAAAACUACAUCUUAAAAGACAGCAGCAGACACUUGUGGGUAGAGAAGAGUUUCACAUAGAACAUGGAGUUAGCCAAAGAGGAGAGCAUUGGUGAAAGACUGGAGCUCAUUAAACAAGAAGACUGUGAUUGCAGUGCACUGGAAUAUUUGUGUGGGAAGGUGGAGGAUUGUGAAAGAAGAAUUUCAGUUUUUAAAGAGGAGGCGUACAAGGAGAAGAUUAUUGAAAUUAAAGUUGAGAAAUCAGAUGAUGUGUCAGUUAGUCUUGAACUGCAAAAGCACAAAACUGGGAAUAUAUCUAAGGAAGAUGUUUGUGAAGAAUCUCAUUGCCGUUCACAGCCUUCAUUCACUAAUAUGGGACAACUGACCACCCAGCAGAAUUUUGUGGAGUUGAAAUCUGAGCUAAGUGAGUGUGAAGAGAAAAUCGGUGAAGGAAUUGGGAAAGGAGCAGAUGAACAGAAUUCACCUAGGAGUAUGGGAAGAAAUUUAUGUGUGAAUGUCAGCUUCUCUCCAUGUUCAACUGCUCAGCCCCUUCUUGACUGCAGACUGGAACAGAAGCAAGACAAAGAGAAGAUGAAGAAAUUGGAGAAUUUGGCAACGGCCUCUUUCCAGUGUAGUUCUCUUUUUGUAAGAGAAGCUGACACAUCUGACCAAGAACAAGCACAUAACACAGAUCAAGAGGCUUUGUGCAGUGGUCAAGCAUGUGGAGAAAAUUUUAAAAACAAGUCUGAAUGUAAAGAUAAGUCCAUUCAUUCAAAACCAAAGCCAUAUUGUUGUUAUGGAUGUGGCAAAAGUUUUCCCUCUAACUACAAUCUUCAAAUGCACAUAAGAAUUCAUACUGGAGAAAAGCCACAUUCGUGCUCGUAUUGUGGCAAAAGGUUUAGCCAACUUAGCAAUCUUCAUACUCACACAAAAAAUCAUACUGGAGAAAAGCCGUAUUGCUGUUCUGAAUGUGGCAAAACAUUUAUCCAUGCUUCAGAUCUUCAGCGUCACGCAAGAAUUCAUACUGGAGAGAAGCCAUAUUGCUGUUCUGAAUGUGGCAAAAGUUUCCUCUUUAACUACAAGCUUCAAAGGCACAUAAGAAUUCAUAAUGGAGACAAGACAUAUUGCUGCUCGAAAUGUGGCAACAUAUUUAGCCAGUUUAGCAAUCUCAGGAGUCACCCGUGUGUUCCUACUGGAGAAAAGCCAUAUUGCUGUUCUCAGUGUGGCAAAAGAUUCAGCCAGAAUAGGAGUCUUCGGAAUCACAUAAGAAUUCAUAAUGGAGAAAAGCCGUAUUGCUGUUCUGAAUGCGGCAAAAGAUUUAGCCAGGCUACAAGUUUUCAAAAUCACACAAGAAUUCAUACUGGAGAAAAGCCAUAUUGCUGUUCUGUAUGUGGCAAACGAUUUGUGCAGAGUAGCAGUCUUAAGAGUCACACAAGAAUCCAUCAUGGAGAAAGGCCCUGAAGGAGUAUGUUAGAGGGGUGAAGAAGCAGAAAGAAUGGAAGAAAAAGUCAAAAGGUCACCUUUCCAGUUACUCAAGUGUUGAUGAGUACUUUCAAGAGGUGGCCUUCUUUGUAAAGAAGUGGUCACUUGAAGAUAAAGAUGAGUUUGUGUACUGUGACUUUUAUGCAACAAAUCCCAAAUUUCUGACUAAAAGAUAUGUAAAGAGGGCUUUGUACAAAACCAGAAUCCUGGAAAGUAGUAUCAGUGUCUAAAUUAAAUAAGAAAACUGAUGCAAACCUAAGAUUACUAAUCUGCAUGAUUAAAGAGAGAGAGCCAAUAAGACAAGAGAGAUUAGAAUACUUAUUAGAGCAGAUAAAGUAGAAGUUAUACAGGAAUAAAGGCAAGACCUCAGGGUUAUGAGAAUAGAACGGGCAAUGACCUGGGAGGAAGAGAAAAGGAGAGAUCUCUUAUGGUGUGGUAUCUACAGAAAUAUAACAAAGUAUCAGCCACCAAACUUGGUAAAAAAGAGGAAACACUCUGAACUAAACAUCCAAAUAUGAACAGCAACACAAACAGAAUGCUUACUACUCAGAAAUUCAAUAUAUUUAAAAGUAGCCAAUUCUCAAACAAAGAUAUGCAAAUAAUAAAGAAAGUAGUUUUAAAAGAAUUAAUAAUGGAGGGGCAACAGUCUGAAAGUGACAACAAGAACCCAUGUGCCACAGAAACUGACAAGGACCCCGAGAGAAGUUGACUCCAAAUAUUCAAGAUGCAGAACAGCCAGAAAUAGAAAAAAACUACAAAAACACCAACAAAAAAAUCAACAGAAUACCAAAAAGAAUAAGACAUCUGAAGAGCAUACCCUGAAAGAAUCAGAAAAGGUACCAUCAAUAGAGGAAUAAAGAAAUUAAGGAAAUCAAGGAAGAGCUGCUAGACUUUGUUGAUGUGGAUAUCUAGAGAAGAGAGAGGUGACCAAGAAUAUCAGUAAACACCACACGCAGUGUUAGAGCUGAGGUCAAAUACUAUGGAAAAAAAACUCAUCAGCCUAAAACUAGCAGAGCAGAAGAAUAUUAGGAUAAGGAAAAUCGGCAAAACUCCAUUCCUCCAUGGAUGAAACAAACUGAUUGAAAAAUAAACAGAGGGGUUUAUUUAACCAAAGCCGACAUGGAAGGGGUGAUGUCCUAACUAAAAUAGACAGCUGAAACUACGGUACUGUAUAUCAACACGGGGACUUGAACUUCACAAUAGCCAACAACAAACUCAAAAUCCUGGCAGAAAUUCAGAAACUAAGAAGGUGCGAACAAAAGCAAAAUGAAAAUAGCAAAACAGAUUAUUCAGGGACGUUGCAAAAAUGUUUUGUAGAGCGUUAGGUGGACACAGUGGAAGUAACUACACCACCAGAGCAAAAAAGACAUUAAAACAUUCUGGAGAAACGUAUGUAAGAAUGGCCAAGAGCACAAUCAAGAAAGAGGCCUGAGUAGCUGCUGAGGAAAUGGUAAACGCACUUAAAUUUGCUGCUAAUUGGAAGACACUCGUCCCUAAUGCCUCAUCAAACUUUUUGGGCUCAAACAACUGACAGCGCUGCAGCAAGAUAUGACUAAAUAUAAAAACUCAUCAAUGCAGGAGCCACAGAGGAUACCACAGUGCCUCACUACUGGAACAACACUUUUAAUUUCAAAAUUGGGCCCAACCAAUGAAACAAAAAACUACCGCCCUAUACCCUGCCUAUCCACAGUUUAAAACUCUUCGAAACAAUUGAUGAUAAGAGAAUUUAUAGUCACCAGGAAGACAACACCGUAAUGGCAGCAGAAGAAAAAGGAAACAAACGAUCCUAUAGAACAAAAGACCAGCUAUUGAAGAAAGCUGUAAAGGAGUUCAGCACAAAGGGCAGAAGCCUGAGUGUUCCUUUGGUGGAUUACAAGAAAGCUUUUGACAGUGUGCCACAAUCGUGGAUACUCAGAUGUUUGGAAAUGCACAAAAUCCAACCUGUUCUCAUCAUAUUCAUUUCCACCACCGUGAACCACUGGCAGACACACUUGCAGCUCCACCAAAACAAAGGAAAAAUGACAAUUCCAAAUAUACCAACCAAAAAAGGAAUUUGCCAGGGAGACUCGCUUUCACCACUGCCGUUGUGCCUAGCAUUAAAUCCAUGAAACACCCUUCUCAAUAUCCUUUGUCAUGGAUUCAACAUCGGCACCCAGAACCAGCCAGACCCCUGAUUGUCACACGUCUUCUGUUUUUAGAUGUUUUGGGAGUAAAUGAAGUUGCAGAAAUCAAUCGCAAAGAUUUACAGAGGAAAAUUGCAAAAGAAUGCAUCUGCCGAACAAGGGUGGUACUCAAACCUUCCCAUAUGGCUCACAAUAAAAUCCAGGCUGUAAACCAACUAGCCAUCCCCAUCCUCUUACAGCUUUAGUAUCGUAGGCUGGCCUCAAAAUGACUUACAUAACCUGGACAUACACGUGAAGUGUAUAAUUAGGGUAAACCUACUAAGACUGAAUUUAAAUCGGUGUGUCUUCCUUGUGGACGUGCGCGGAUGUUGUUAGUUUGGCUGGUGUUUGUAUUGCAGUUCUUUUUCAGUUCGUGUUUUUUUGCAUUGUUGAAAGUAAAGUAUUUCACAUU
Messenger RNA from Polypterus senegalus (gray bichir), 4209 nucleotides. Its product is annotated as zinc finger protein 501-like. Gene Ontology annotation, biological process: regulation of transcription by RNA polymerase II. The record is from RefSeq and is a predicted model, not a curated record. Gene Ontology annotation, molecular function: RNA polymerase II cis-regulatory region sequence-specific DNA binding; DNA-binding transcription factor activity. The transcript is spliced from 3 exons. Bases 238 to 1614 code for a protein of 458 amino acids. Lineage: Eukaryota; Metazoa; Chordata; Cladistia; Polypteriformes; Polypteridae.